AUGAGAAAGUUCAUAAAAACAAAUAACAUAAUCUAAUUGUUCAAUAUAAAUUCUCAAGUAUAUCUUCACUCUCACAGAAUUAGAUAUAUCAAUUCUUAUUUGAAUGAAAUGAUUUACUAAUAAGAUUUUGUUGUAAUGAUUAUGAUUAUUGAUCUGUUAAAAAGAUAGAUGAAAAUUUAGUUAAAGUAUUCAUUUAGCUUUUAGAAUCAUGGUUAUAUUAUCCUCUAAAUAAAUCCUACUUAAAAAUUCAAUAAAAAUGUAGUAAAGGAUUAAAUGAUAUAGAAAAAGUAAAAAUAGUGAUAUUUUGUAAUUGAAAAUAUCAAAGACAACAUAAGGAAAAUCUCCUGUUAUUGUUUAAGAAUACUACACUAAGACAUUGGGUAUUAUUUGUAAAAUAAUCUUUAUUAAUGAAAUCCUAAAGGUUAAUUUAUAGUUUCUUUACUAAUUAUUGA
Messenger RNA from Paramecium pentaurelia, 452 nucleotides. The record is from the annotation of a GenBank genome assembly. Lineage: Eukaryota; Ciliophora; Oligohymenophorea; Peniculida; Parameciidae.